AUGCCUCCUCCGAGAUCCUCUACCUCUCAAAGCUAUGCUUCUACCUCUUACCGGAAUGCAGGAACCACGUCAACAUCACAGACACCAUUUGGAACAUCUCAGACUCCCUACGGAACUCGUCCGAGCACUGGUCGUCCCAACUCUGCCUACCAGAGUCGGCCAGGAACAGCUCGUCCAAGUACCGGCCGUCGAUCAAGAUCUCGAGGAGGGUCUACCAUCGGUGGCGGCGAAUCUCAGCACAUCAUCUGUGCUCUAAGUGACGCUCGUGGUAUCUCUCCCACCGUUGGACUCGCAUUCGUGAAUAUAUCUACUGGGGAGGCGGUUCUCAGUCAAAUAUGUGACAAUCAAUUCUACGCGAGGACCAUCAACAAGCUUCAUGUCUUUGACCCAACCGAAAUCCUCAUUGUUUCUUCGAGCGGUCCUCCAAAUCCCAAGUCGAAGAUGUACUCUAUUGUCGAGGAGAACAUUUUCGGCGCCAAAAUAGUCACUAUUGAUCGCAAGUACUGGUCAGAAUCGGCGGGGCUUGAAUAUAUCCAGCAUCUAGCCUUCUCCGAAGACGUUGAAUCAAUCAAGGUUGCUAUUGGAGGCAAUUACUUUGCAACCUGUUGCUUUGCCGCGGUUCUUAGAUACAUAGACCUCAGCAUGUCUCUGACUUUUGCCUACCACUCGCUCCGCAUCAAGUACCAACCAUCCGAAGGUUCUAUGAUGAUUGAUCUCUCUACAAUCCGGUCCUUGGAGCUCAUCCAAAAUCUGCAGAACGCCAAGUCCCGAGCUUGCCUUUACGGUGUAAUGAACCAGACCUUGACUCCGAUGGGGGCACGUCUUCUUAGAAGUACCAUCCUACAACCAUCAACGCAAGUUAGCGUCCUUGAGCAACGCUAUGACGCCGUCGAAGAGUUGUCUACGAAGGAGGACACGUUCUUCCAGCUGCGACAGGCUUUGAAAUCUGUCAUGGACAUCGAGAAAUUGCUCAGUAGUUUGAUCAUUAUGCCUACCCAGCCUGACAUUAUGUAUGCAGAACAAUCGAUCAACCAGGUAUUAAUGCUCAAGAGUUUUAUUCAAUCCGUCCUCCCAGUCUACGAAUCGCUCGCAGGUGCCAACUCAGAUCUUCUGGUAAUGAUUCGGGAAAAUUGCAAGCCCGAGUAUCUUGCCCCAACGAUGGACCUUAUCAAGGAGGUUAUCAAUGAGGAUGUGACUUACCAGAAGACGCCCUUAGACUUGCGAAAUCAGAGAACAUAUGCCGUGAAAUCCGGAGUUAGUGGUCUCCUCGAUGUGGCACGCCAGACUUUCAAGGAGACUACAGAAGAUGUACAUCAGCAUGUCACGGAUAUCAACCAACGGUAUGAGAUGGUCGCAGAGACCAAAUAUGAUAACGCUCGCCGGUAUUACCUGAAGUUGUUUGAACACGACUUCGAAGGACGGGAUAUACCCGAUAUUCUCAUUAACAGAUUCCAGAAGAAGGGCUGCAUUGAAUGUCAGACCUUGGAUCUCGUCAAGCUGAAUCAAAGAAUUGAGGGCUCACAUCAAGAAGUUGUUUUGAUGAGUGAUCAGACUGUUCAGGAACUGAUUGAUAACAUCCGAGGAGACAUCCCGACUCUUUUCAGAGUUUGCGAAAGUAUCGCCGUUCUCGAUAUGAUUACCGCUUUCGCACAUCUCGCUACCACCGCAGAUCCUCUGGCUGAGUACACGAGACCCCAGAUCGCGGAUGCUAUUGCUGUCGGAUCAGGACGACAUCCCAUCAAGGAGAGAAUUCACAAGGACAAGUUCAUUGCCAACGAUAUUUAUGCGAGUGAGCAGAAACGCUUCCAGAUCAUUACUGGCUGUAACAUGAGUGGGAAGAGCACCUAUAUUCGAUCCGUUGCUUUGAUUUGUGUAAUGGCCCAGGUUGGGAGCUUUGUGCCAGCAGCUCAUGCUGUGUUCCCACUCAUUCAUCAGCUCUUCGCUCGAGUCUCUAUGGAUGAUUCUAUCGAAGCAAAUGUGUCAACCUUUGCGUCUGAAAUGAGAGAGACUGCUUUCAUCUUGAGAAACAUUGAUAAAAACAGCCUCGCGAUCAUUGAUGAGCUUGGCCGAGGCACUAGCAGUCGUGAUGGGCUGGCUAUCUCGUUGAGUAUUGCUGAAGCUCUUGUUCAAAGCAAGGCCUUGGUAUUCUUUGCAACUCACUUCCGAGAGCUUGCCCAGAUUAUGCAACAAAGACUGGGGGUAGUCAAUAUGCAUCUUGAAGUGGAUUUGAGUCAAGAGAGCACCAUGACAAUGCUUUACAAGGUCAGAGAUGGAUAUGUCCAGGAACAGCAUUAUGGUAUCGCUCUCGCCCGUGUCGUCGAUCUGCCGCAACAGGUAAUCGAGGUCGCGGAGAGAGUGUCGAGAGCGCUAGAAGCUCAAGCACAGGCCAAGAAACAGUCAUCGAAAGCACAAGCACUCUUCAAGAGAAGGAAGUUAGUUCACGCUUUAAGAGAGAGCUUGAAGCAUGCAGCGAAUUCGCUCUUGGACGACAAAGCGUUGCUAAGCUGGGUAGUCAGACUACAGGAUGAGUUCAUACGCCGCAUGGAUGCAAUUGACAAAGAUAUUGCCAGCAGCGAUAAUGAGUCUUCGGUGGUCGCGGGUGGGGAGGAGGAGGAUGAGGAGGAGGAGGAGGAGGAGGCGGCUGGGAUCGAGCAUGGCGAGGACGCGGUGGAAAUAGAAAGCAGCAGUAGUGAAUAA
Messenger RNA from Drepanopeziza brunnea f. sp. 'multigermtubi' MB_m1, 2697 nucleotides. RefSeq lists its product as uncharacterized. NCBI's taxonomy places the organism in Eukaryota, Fungi, Ascomycota, Leotiomycetes, Helotiales, Drepanopezizaceae. Gene Ontology annotation, cellular component: nucleus. Gene Ontology annotation, molecular function: ATP-dependent DNA damage sensor activity; ATP binding; mismatched DNA binding. The record is from RefSeq and is a predicted model, not a curated record. Gene Ontology annotation, biological process: reciprocal meiotic recombination; mismatch repair.